Molecule: messenger RNA, 1847 nt
Organism: Chionomys nivalis (European snow vole)
Lineage: Eukaryota; Metazoa; Chordata; Mammalia; Rodentia; Cricetidae
Gene: Polr3k
Product: RNA polymerase III subunit K
Exons: 3
Coding region: 144-470 (108 amino acids)
Biological process (GO): termination of RNA polymerase III transcription; DNA-templated transcription
Cellular component (GO): RNA polymerase III complex
Molecular function (GO): DNA-directed RNA polymerase activity; nucleic acid binding; zinc ion binding
Source: RefSeq, a predicted model, not a curated record
AAGGAUUAUCUGCGUUGACCAAUGGCGUGUGCGAGGCUGCCCGCCGCAGUGCCUCCUGGGAACGUACCGAGGACCGCUUCCAAUGGGCGUCUGCGGCCGCGGAAGCUCCAGACAGUAAGAACCUUUACGUUGAAGCAGGAGCAAUGCUGCUCUUCUGUCCGAGCUGCGGAAACGGACUGAUUGUGGAGGAAGGACAGCGUUGCCAUCGCUUCGCCUGCAACACUUGCCCCUACGUGCAUAAUAUCACACGCAAGGUAACAAACCGAAAGUAUCCAAAGCUGAAAGAGGUGGAUGAUGUGCUUGGUGGAGCAGCUGCCUGGGAGAACGUGGACUCCACUGCAGAGCCAUGUCCAAAAUGUGAACAUCCCCGUGCCUAUUUCAUGCAGCUUCAGACCCGUUCUGCAGAUGAGCCAAUGACCACCUUCUACAAGUGCUGCAAUGCUCAGUGCGGACAUCGCUGGAGAGACUAAGGGCAGGACUUACCCAGCUGUAGCUCUGAAUUUUGUGUGCUGAAGGUCUUUGCUGUGUGAUAGGAAGCUAACUCUUCAGUGGUGGAGGACCAGGGUGAAACAGGUCAUCUGCAGGUCAGCAGAUAAAGACCUUAAUGCACAGGGGCCUCAGGUCCUUGGGAAAUACACAUGAGGAUAUUCACUUGGCUUCAGGUUCUAUUUCUUCAUCCUUUGUGUUUAUAUAGUGGGUAGUUGAUAUUUCCUUACUACCAUUAGAACUAGAAACUUGGUUUAUAGCCAAGGAUAAUCUUGAACCUCCUGUUCUUCUUGCCGCUGUCACAAAAGUAUUAGGAUGAUAGGCAUGUGAACUAUGUUCAUUCUGUGCAGUGCUGGGGAUUGAACUCUGAGUCUCAUGCAUGCAGACAAGUACAGACAAGUAACUCAGUCAACUGAGCUAUAUCUCCAGCCAUUUAAUUUUUAAGAUAAUUUUUACUUUUUCUCUCUAGAACGCUUAUAAAAAUAUCCAUAAAAUCAUUGAAAAGCACUUUUAAAUUCAGGACUGACAUGAUACAGCUUGUAUGAUUAAUAACUAAACAAACUUCUGUUAUUUGGAUUUUCUGAAUGAUGUUGAUAGGAUUUUAAAAGUAACCAAAAAAAAGGGCUGGAGAGAUGGCUCAGAGGUUAAGAGCAUUGACUGUUCUUCCAAAGGUCCUGAGUUCAAUUCCCAGCAACCACAUGGUGGCUCACCACCAUCUGUAAUGGGGUCUGGUGCCCUCUUCUGGCCUGCAGGCAUACACACAGACAGAAUAUUGUGUACAUAAUAAAUAAAUAAAUAAAUAUAAAAAAAAAAGAAUUUAAAAAAAAAGUAACCAAAAAUAUUUUCUCUUUCAGCUAGGGAGAAAGGACAACAAUAGAGCCUAUGCCUAGCACUUACAAAAGUCUGUGUUUGAACCACAUUCAAAAACCUAUUAAGAUCUCAAUAAAUUUAGAAAAGUUACUUAUUUAAUCCCAGCACUUGGGAGGCAGAGGCAGGCGGAUCUCUUGAGUUCGAGGCCAGCCUGGUCUACAAGAGCUAGUUCCGGGACAGGCACCAAAGCUACAGAGAAACCCUGCCUCGAAAAACCAAAAAAAAAAAAAAAAGUUACUUAUUUGCUAGAAUUACUAGUGAGAUUACUCUAUAUAGUGGACAUAUUUUUCUAUGAUGGAAGCUCUGGUCCCUUCCAUGCAACUGGACAGUCAUAUACAUGAUAAAGAAUGCAGAUAGUAAGGAAAUCUAAAAUAACAGUAUCCUCCUAUGAACAUAACACAUCUAAUGUUUUCAAAGUCCUUAAAUAGUGGUGUGGAUGAAUAAUUCACAAAUAAAAGCUGACUUUGAAAUCUUUGAUCUGUGGUUAUUUU